Messenger RNA from Endocarpon pusillum Z07020, 879 nucleotides. Its product is annotated as Exosome complex component rrp45. The transcript has 3 exons. The coding region runs from base 1 to 879 and encodes 292 amino acids. The record is from RefSeq and is a predicted model, not a curated record. Gene Ontology annotation, biological process: nuclear mRNA surveillance; U4 snRNA 3'-end processing; exonucleolytic trimming to generate mature 3'-end of 5.8S rRNA from tricistronic rRNA transcript (SSU-rRNA, 5.8S rRNA, LSU-rRNA). NCBI's taxonomy places the organism in Eukaryota, Fungi, Ascomycota, Eurotiomycetes, Verrucariales, Verrucariaceae. Gene Ontology annotation, cellular component: cytoplasmic exosome (RNase complex); nuclear exosome (RNase complex).
AUGCCUCGUGAGGCGGAACUGUCCAAUAUUGAGAGAACUUUCAUCCUCGAAGCUCUUGCUCAAAACAUCCGGCUUGAUGGUCGCGCCCGUGACGAUUUCCGAAAUCUUGAUGUCUCAUUCGGCGAUGAUUAUGGAGCUUGCGCUGUGCAGCUGGGUAAGACAAAGGUGAAUACUCGUAUAUCCGCCGAAGUAACCAAACCCUUCGAAGAACGCAAGUUCGAUGGCAUUUUCACCAUCACGACCGAGCUGAGCCCUUUGGCUUCGCCAGCAUUUGAAACAGGCCGACAGACGGAACAGGAAGUGAUUGUAUCCCGGAUCCUAGAAAAGGCAAUUCGGCGCUCCAAUGCAAUAGACACCGAGUCACUCUGCAUUAUUGCUGGUGCAAAAUGUUGGUCAAUCCGUGCAGAUGUGCACGUCUUGGAUUACGAUGGCGGUCUUGUUGACGCCAGCUGUAUCUCUAUCAUAGCAGCUCUACAACACUUUCGAAGACCUGAUGUCUCCAUAGACGGGGAGAAUGUGACCAUCUAUUCGUUGGCUGAGCGCGAACCAGUACCUUUGAGUCUCAUGCACCAUCCUAUCUGUAUCACAUUCAGCUUCUAUCAUGGAGGAGAAACAGUGCUCUUAGACGCUACACUGCACGAAGAGCAAGCUAGAGAUGGUGAAAUGAUCGUCACAAUGAACAGACAUGGAGAGUUGUGUCAAAUCGCAAAGCUCGGAGGUGUUUCUGUGGACGCCCUGAUACUACUAGGUUGCAUGAAUAUGACAGUAACGAAAGUGAAAGAUAUCACGGAGCUCAUAUCGACCAAGCUCAGAGAAGACGCGACACAGAGGGACGUUGGUGGGCUUAUCGCUGAACUCAGUGCCCAGAACGAUCGGUGA